Molecule: messenger RNA, 3387 nt
Organism: Ustilaginoidea virens
Lineage: Eukaryota; Fungi; Ascomycota; Sordariomycetes; Hypocreales; Clavicipitaceae
Exons: 10
Coding region: 1-3387 (1128 amino acids)
Biological process (GO): nuclear-transcribed mRNA catabolic process, nonsense-mediated decay
Cellular component (GO): cytoplasm; exon-exon junction complex
Molecular function (GO): protein binding; RNA binding
Source: RefSeq, a predicted model, not a curated record
AUGGACCGCCAGAGGAAGCGCGAACUGCGCGAGCUGAAUGAGAAAGCCUGGGAUGGUGAGAAGGACCUUUUCCAUGUCGGCGAAUCCCUUGACUCUUCCUUGAAAAGGAAUACAGCCUUUAUAAAACGCUUGCGGACCGCCGUCACCCCUUCCAACCUGGCGACAUUUCUUCAAGAGAUCCGAUCACUGAGCUUGCACAAAUACCUGUCCGAGAUCAUAGCCGCAUGUUACGAGGGUCUUUGCAGGGUUAAAUCCCCCGCUGAGAUUGAAGCUGGCGUUGAGAUUGUAAGCGCCCUACAUCAACGCUUCGGCCCUCCCGAGUUUACCGAAUACCUCGCUUGGCUGCUGGGAAAGGGCAUGGCGACCCCCGACAAGAGUGCUCUCAAGAAUCUUACUCAGGAAGUUCGCGAAAAGGAAGAAAAGGAAAGAAUGACUCGUCAAAGGGCCCUUUUGCGAGUCAUUACCGAACUGUGGUUGGUUGGCGUUUUGAGAACCUUGGACGAUGCCGUGAAGCCUGAGGACGCAAGUAAAGCCGCUACAGGGAAAGCCGUGGAGCUCAAACCUCGACCGGGUUCCGGUAAGGCUGGCAGCGCUGAGCCCUUUCCUCUCGAGGUCUUGAAAGACCUCCUCGCAUACGAUCGAGAGCACACAAACCUCCCACUUCUGGUGAUUUUUGUCAAGGCCUUCAGCUGGGAAAUCUUGGGUGUGAGGCCCGCCAGUUCGGAUGGACGCAAGUCCAUAGAGGAGGAUGGUGCGGCCAGCGGUCACAAUGAUGCUCUUCCCGACGUCGACGACGGAGCCAAGACAGCACAGCCUGCGGACCAACACCCGUUUACGCCUCCCGAUACAGCAGACAAGUUUAAGAGUAUUCUAAAGAGAUAUUUCGAGGAUGUUGUUGCACAUAUUGUUCGAGAUCAGAAAUCGAUACAGUCUCAAGCCCGACGAAAUGCAGAAGCUUACGUCAAGUCUGGCGAAGUGUUCGAGGAUAGACAAGCAAAUUACGAGAAACAGGUCAAGACCCAGGAACGAUUGGUUUCGAACGCUCAAGUUAUUGCCGACGCCAUUGGAGCCGAGAUCCCGGAACUGAAAGAACCUGACGACUCCCUUGUGACUUCGAGUGGGUCCAUAGGCUUGGUCAAGACUAGCGAAUUCCUACGAGGCUCCGGCGACGGAAACGGUAUCUGGGCAGAUGAAGACGAACGUCGAUUCUAUGAAAACAUAGUUGACCUCAAGGGCAAGGUCCCCCCCAUCCUGUUGGAGGAUGGCAAGAAGAAGAAACCAGACGGCGACGACCAAGUGGGCAGGAAAGUCGAGCCCAAUGACAUCUCCGACGUGCCAAAGUCUGCUCCCGAGGCCGUUGAUGACCAGUCCACUUCUAUUGUGAACAAGACUAUUGGCGCUCAAGUCGACGCGCUACUUGCACGCUUACCGGAGCUGACCAAUAAAGAUAUCAUCGACCAAACUGCCAUCGACUUUUGCUUCCUCAACUCGAAAGCAUCCCGGAAUCGACUCGUCAAAGCUCUGACAGAGGUGCCCAAGGGUCGCAGUGACUUGCUGCCGUCUUGGGCUCGCUUGGUCGCCACGCUUGGUAGGUAUAUGCCUGACGUCCCCAAGGGGCUUGUUGAUUAUUUGGACGCCGAGUUUCGAAGCUUGCAGCGCAGGAAAGAAAAGGACUUUCUAGGGCAAGUCCGCCUCAGCAAUAUCCGCUACCUGGCGGAGCUCACCAAGUUUGGCGUGGUCCCUGAGCAUGUUGUGUUUCAUUGUCUCAAGGUCAGCCUCGAUGAUUUUUCACGCAUGAAUAUCGAGAUCUUGUGCAAUCUGGUCGAAAAUUGUGGUAGGUAUCUGCUCAAAAAUCCCGAGACCGCGCCGCGAAUGGCAAGUUUCCUCGAAACUCUUCAGCGCAAAAAGUCUGUGCAACAUAUUGGACAGCCUGAGCGCAUGCUCAUUGAUAAUGCUGUUUAUUACGUUGAUCCACCGCAAAGACCAGCAAUCGAGCAAAAGGAGCGCACUCCAAUGGAACUAUUCAUUCGGAAACUAGUGUAUAGUGAUAUUACGAAACGAAACUACAGUAAAAUCUUGAAGCAGAUCCGCAGGCUACAUUGGGAAGAAGCAGAGGUCGUCGCAAUCCUUGAAAAGGUCUUUUCGAAACCCGGGAGGGUGAAGUACGGAAACAUUCAUCUUCUGGGCAUUCUUCUGAGUGCGCUGUAUCGUUAUCACCCGGAAUUCGUGGUCAGAAUCAUCGACAACGUCAUUGAAUCUGUCAGCUUCGGCUUGGAGCAGAAUGACUUUCGAUUGUAUCAGCGCCGUAUCGCAGAGGUGAAAUACCUUGGUGAGCUCUACAAUUAUAGAGUGCUAGAACACCCCGUCAUUUUUGAUACUCUGUACAAAAUUCUUACCUUUGGGUACGGGGGGCCUCCUGUUCCAGGACGACUGAAUCCGUUCGACCCACCAGAUGACUUUUUCCGCAUUCGCCUUGUUGCUACCAUGUUGGAGACAUGCGGCAUGUUUUUUGAUAGAGGAGCUGCGGGCAAGAAGCUGGACUACUUCCUGUCAUUUUUUCAGUAUUACGUCCACACCAAAAUCUCUUUGCCGAUGGAUAUUGAAUUUGUCGUUCAAGACACCUUUUCGAUGACACGACCACAGUGGAAAUUUGCCGCGAACCUUGAUGAGGCAGCCAAGGUUCUUCAACUGGCCAUUGUACAGGAUCAAAAAACUGCCGGCUUCGACAGGGUACCCGAGGCAGAUGAUGUCACCAGUGGCGCAUCAUCAGACGAUGAUAAUGUCGAUGUAGACGAUGCUGAGCAUGACGGAGAAGGUGGUGAGGAUAGUGCGUCCGAGGAUGAUGAAGCAGAGCAGCAGGACGUAGACGACGAAUCGGUAAACGAGAUCGAUUUUGAUGAAGAAGAAUCAAUUGUCGUGACUCGCCAAGAGGAAGCGGUGGACCCUGAAGAUGAAGCCGAGUUUGAGCGGGAAUAUGCCAAAAUGAUGGCUGAAAGUCUUGAAUCUCGCAAGUUCGACCGGAAGCCACUCUUUGAUGUUCCAUUGCCAGUCCGACCGAAGAACCGGGAAACGCCCACGAGUACAGCUCAGGAACAAGAACCAUCCGCUCCAAGCAAAAAAAUGGCAUUCUCGCUGCUGACGAAGAAGGGCAACCGACAACAGACCCGGACGGUCGAGCUACCAUCAGACUCGACCUUUGCCAUUGCCAUGAUCACACAACAACAGGCUGAAAAGGAAGAGCAACAGCGUAUCAAAAACCUAGUCUUGAAUUAUGAUCUGCAACAGAACGAGGACCCGGAAGGAAGCGAGCGAGGUACGGCUCUAUACCACAAUCGUAUCGACCGGUCAAACAAGGAUCGCGGCCAAAGAGUGGACAACGUCGGAUGA